Messenger RNA from Funneliformis mosseae, 1587 nucleotides. Lineage: Eukaryota; Fungi; Glomeromycota; Glomeromycetes; Glomerales; Glomeraceae. The record is from the annotation of a GenBank genome assembly.
AUGUCUUUGUCGUCGGACGAAACUAGUGUUGUUGUUGCAAUUGACUUUGGUACAACAUUCAGCGGGUUCGCAUUCGCGAAUAAGGUCAAACCCGAAGACAAGAAAUGGGGCGAACAAGCCCUUGUUUAUGAACCAUCUAAAAAAGCUCGGGAAACCGAAAUACACUACAUAGUCGAAAGGUUCAAAUUAUUUUUGGACGACGAGGCAAUAUGUGCAGAGCUUCCUAAAUUGCCAAGAAACAUGGAUGCAAAAAGGUUUAUCGCAGAUUAUCUUGGCAAGCUGAAACAUGUCAUCGAAGAAAAUCUAGAAAAACGAUGCGGCGUCGUGCCGCUAUCACAAGUUCUGUUUGUGAUGUCCGUACCAGCAGAAUGGCCUCCUCGUACCAGAGACAUCUUACGGGAAUGUGCGUACAAGUCAGGCUUGCUUAGUGAAAAGAGCCAACAAAAUCUGGAAUUCACAACUGAACCUGAAGCAGCAGCAAUUUAUUGUCUAUCGUCGAUAAACGAACAUUUGUCUGUCGGAGAUACGUUCCUUGUUGUGGACUGUGGAGGUGGAACGGUUGAUUUGACGGUGAGAACACUUCAACCGGAUAACACAUUAGAAGAAGAGACGGUUAGAUCAGGUGGUCUCUGUGGUUCGACAUGUAUAGAUCGAGAAUUUGUAAAAUUCUUAGGACGCAUGGUCGGUCUUAGAGCCCUAAUCACUUACAAGAAACGGUAUUAUGGAAACUUGCAAAAGCUUAUCUAUAAGUUUUUUUGUGACGAAGUUAAAUUACCAUUUACUGGUGAUCCAGAAACAUAUGAGAACAUUGAAUUGGACAUAGAAAAGCAUUGUCCAGAUUUGAUGAAUUUGGUUUGUGAUGAAGCAAAGGAAAGGCUUGAAGAAGAUGAGUGGGUCAUCGAUUUGGAAUUCGAAGACGUGAAAAAAAUGUUCGAUCCGACAAUUUCUAAAAUCAUUGCUUUGAUCAAUGCUCAAAUAGAAAGUCUCCCAAAAAAUAAGAUCAAGGUGAUGUUUUUGGUAGGAGGGUUCUCUGAAUCCGAAUACUUGUAUAAGCGUAUCAAAAGUGCCUUGAUACAUCUUGUACCAAAAAUUAUAGUUCCUCCUCAACCAAUAGCAGCUAUCGUAAAAGGUGCUUGUUAUUACGGGCUCAACAAGAGUAUCAUUAAAGUAAGAGCCCUCAAGUGGACGUAUGGUAUAGAGGUCUGUGACAAAUACAACCCCCAUCACGAUCCAAAAGAACUUCAGUUUACAGAUAAAGUCUUGAGAUUUGAUUCUUUAGCUUCUCAAGGAGAGAGGCUUAAAAUCAAUGAAGAACGUCUUAGAGAAUAUAAGCCGCUUCGAAACGAUCAAUUGCAUUGUACGUUGAAACUAUUAUUCUCAAGAUUAUCGAAUCCUAGAUAUUCGAAUGAAAAAGGUGUACACACUCUUGGGCAAAUUUUUAUCAAGUUCCCUUUAAAAAGUAUGGGACAAGAACGACCUAUAAAGUUGCAUAUUAAAUUUGCGGAAGAAGAAUUAAACGUAACAGCACGUAAUGUAAUCACAAAUGAAGUAUAUCAUGCUACAUUCAUUUAUCCAAACGAGAUUUAA